AUGGGCAGUCAACUGUCCAAGUCUCCCUCAUCCCGGCCGCAAGAAAAGGACGCUUCUGUUUGUCUGCACAAGAAAAAGGCGGAGGAUGGCGUGCAAUCGUGUGCCUAUGACGAAAAGAGCGCUGCUUAUUCUCUCGAGGCUCGUGAACCGCACGCCCUGCCUCUGGAAGCCGUGGCUCUGAUCCCGAGCCAGUUUCUGCAGGACCCCCGGAAUAGACUUGCGCUGUCAGCAUUGAGCUCGGCCGAUCCUCGUGCUGUCUUGACCUCACAGGCGUCCAAGAUUACCAACCAGCACGUCUUCAACACCAAGAUUCCUUCCGAGGGCGCCCCAAUCACGAACCAGCGAUCAAGUGGUCGAUGCUGGUUAUUUGCCUCCACCAACGUGUUCCGCCUGGCGCUUAUGAAAAAGUACAACCUGGAGGCGUUUGAGCUUUCCCAAGCAUACUUGUACUACUAUGACAAGCUUGAGAAAUCCAACUGGUUCCUGGAGCAGAUCAUCGGCACUGCCGGCAAGGACCUAGAAGAUCGCCUGGUUCAACGGCUGUUGGGGGAUCUCGUCUCCGACGGCGGUCAGUGGGACAUGGUGUAUAACCUCGUGGAAAAGUACGGCCUUGUCCCGCAGGCGCUCUACCCAGACAGCUGGAACGCCAUGAACUCCUCGGUGCUCAACGCCAUCCUGAAGACAAAACUGCGAGAGUUCGCCCUGAAGCUCCGCAAGUUGCUGCUCGCGCCCGUGCCGCCAGCCCCCGGUGUCGUCGUCGCCGUCAAGACCACCAUGAUGAAGGACGUCCAGCACAUCAUAACCCUGCUCUUGGGGCCGCCCCCGAACCCGACCAAGGCAUUCACAUGGCAGUACGUGGACAAGGACGGCAAAGCCCACCAGCUGACCGUCACACCCAAGCACUUUGCCAGCCACAUCGCGUCAUCCUCGUUCCAAGCCAGCUCGUCCACCAUCUCGGGCAUGGUCUCGCUGGUCAACGACCCGCGCAACGAUUACCUGUCUCUGCUGACCGUUGACCGGCUGGGCAACGUCGUCGGCGGCCGAAACGUCACCUACAUCAACGUCGACAUGGAGACGCUCAAGUCGGCCUGCGUCAAGAUGAUCAAGGCCGGUCUCCCCGUCUUCUUUGGCUGCGACGUCGGCAAGUUCAGCGACCGCGCCUCGGGGGUCAUGGACCUCGGCAUUUUCGACUACGAGGUGGGCCUCGGCGCCGGCUUGCGCGCAAUGACCAAGGAGGAGAGGCUGCGGGCGGGCGAGUCCCUCAUGACGCAUGCCAUGGUGCUUACGGCUGUGCACCUGGACGACAAGACUGGUGGGCCGGUUCGGUGGAGGGUGCAGAAUAGCUGGGGGCCUGACAGCGGCGACAAGGGAUGGUUCGUCAUGACGGACGAGUGGAUGGACGAAUUUGUCUACCAGGCCGUUGUGGAUGUCAGGUUUCUGAGCAAGGAGGUGAGGGAUGUUGGGGGGCAGCAGCCAGUGGUUUUGCCGUUGUGGGAUCCAAUGGGUUCCUUGGCGUGA
Messenger RNA from Ustilaginoidea virens, 1518 nucleotides. RefSeq lists its product as uncharacterized. The record is from RefSeq and is a predicted model, not a curated record. Gene Ontology annotation, molecular function: cysteine-type aminopeptidase activity. The transcript is spliced from 2 exons. Gene Ontology annotation, cellular component: cytoplasm. Bases 1 to 1518 code for a protein of 505 amino acids. Gene Ontology annotation, biological process: proteolysis; response to toxic substance; L-homocysteine catabolic process. Lineage: Eukaryota; Fungi; Ascomycota; Sordariomycetes; Hypocreales; Clavicipitaceae.